AUGGGUGAUGUAGCAGAUCCAGAAGUAACUGAUCUCCUGCAAGGAGUUCUCUUAGCACUGGGCCUAGUAGAAGAGAAAGGUAGAGCUGGAAAAAGGGGAAAUGUAGCUUCAGGGGCAAUAGGUGCCUCCUCUGAUAAAGAAACAUCUAGGGGAAUAACAGGAGAGACAGGAAUGAGGAGUGCUGGUCUCAUCAUAAGGAUUUGUGUUGCUUCAGGUGAAGAGAGAAGAGUAGUAAAUGGCACACUCAGUGCUCACAAGCAUUCUAUAAAGGCCAUUGAGAAUGAUUUUGGAGAUAUCUAUGACUGUGUUGAUAUCUACAAGCAGCCUGCUUUUGACCAUCCAUUGCUCCAGAAUCUUACUUUGCAGAUGAAACCAACUACUUCACUGCCAAAUGUCAACCAAGGCAAUUUCACCUCAAGGUUAACAGCAUCAGUGGGGAUGAUGAAGGAAAGCUGCCCAUCGGGAACGAUUCCUAUCUUGAGGAGGAAUCUAAGGGAGGAUUAUAAGUAUCUGCUAACACCAAGUCCCACAACUGGUGUUGUGCAUAAACUGAGAUUAGUUUGCAUGAACUGGAUGAUGCUCCAGUUUGCGCAGAUCAAAAUGGCAAGAGGCAAGUACUACGGCAGUGCAGCAGACCUGAACGUGUACGGCUUGUUGGAAGUCGGAGCUGAUCAAUUCAGCUCAAGUGCUAUAUGGGUGCUCAACGAUGGCGAUGGCCUUGGACCUCUGGAGCAAACCAAUGGCAUCACAGUGGGAUGGACAGUGAAUCCACCACUGUACGGUGAUACCAACACUCGCCUAUUCACAUUCUGGACUGCAGAUGGGUUUCAGAAACAAGGUUGCUACGAUCUUCAGUGCCCAGGAUUCGUGCAAGUUUCUAGGGACGUUCCUCUUGGCGGAACCAUAAGCCCACUAUCUCAGAUUGAUGGAACUCAGUACUACAUCAGGUUGCUGAUAUAUAGAGAUCCAGUGACUGAGAACUGGUGGCUGGUGAUGGGAGAGGAAGAGAAGUUGAUAGGUUACUGGCCCAAGGCCCUGUUCAGCACUAUGAUCGCCCAUGCUAAUCUCAUCAACUGGGGAGGCUCAGCGUACAGCAGCUCAGGGGAAUGGAGUCCUCCAAUGGGCAGUGGGAGGUACUGCGAGGCUGGGGAAGGGGAGGCGUGCUACUUUGGUAGAGUGAAGCUUGUGGGGGAGAGGAAUGUGUACAGAGCCGUUGGCGAUGAGGAGGUCAAGUACUAUAGCAGUGGGUGCUAUGACGUGGGUGAAUUUGAUGAUUUAAGCAGUGGAGGAGGACAGUUCUUGUUUGGAGGACCGGGAUAUUGUUGA
This is a messenger RNA of Zingiber officinale, 1326 nucleotides long. RefSeq lists its product as uncharacterized. Lineage: Eukaryota; Viridiplantae; Streptophyta; Magnoliopsida; Zingiberales; Zingiberaceae. Bases 1 to 1326 code for a protein of 441 amino acids. The transcript has 8 exons. The record is from RefSeq and is a predicted model, not a curated record.